AGUAGCAGUACUAGCUGGAGUACUUUGAUAUUCUGAUCUGCAUCCUUUUCAUGGUAAAAGCUGAAAAUAAAGAAUGAUGUGAAUAGCUACUAGGUCCUGGAAUCCAUAUCUUUGUCCUACAAAUAAGAACUUCUUUCCGUCUCUCUCUUCUUCACAGCAAGACUACCCAGUUCAGCUACCUCUGCUUCACUUAACACCAUCACUACACACUUAGGCAACUCAACUAAGCUUCAGCGCAAUGGCUCUGGCUGGUAGGCUGCUCGUCCUCCUAGCCGUCGUUCUCGUCGCCGUCUCCAUUGCCGGGCACAAGGCGGCUGCCCGUGGAAAUGAAGAGCAUGGCGUCGUUAACGGGUAUCAGGGACAACAUGGCACUCUCCAGAGAUACCAGUGCUCGCCGUUGUGCGACUACCGGUGCAGCGACACCAAGUACAGGAAGCCGUGCCUCUUCUUCUGCAACAAGUGCUGCAACACCUGCCUGUGCGUGCCGUCGGGCUUCUACGGCCACAAGUACGAGUGCCCCUGCUACAACAACUGGAAGACCAAGGAAGGAGGGCCCAAGUGCCCCUAGAAAAACAUCUGUGCCCUUCUGACCACAGAGUUACAGUAACCCGGGCGCGCACCUUGAUUCAAAACUUCUGAUUCAUUCUCAGUUCCAGUGCAUGCAUUGUUUUGCACUUGCCGUUGCCGUACGUUGAUGCAAUUGCGCCGCUCUUAGUUGUAUGUAUAAACUACUGAGUUUUUGCCUGAUC
Molecule: messenger RNA, 749 nt
Organism: Brachypodium distachyon (stiff brome)
Lineage: Eukaryota; Viridiplantae; Streptophyta; Magnoliopsida; Poales; Poaceae
Product: gibberellin-regulated protein 12
Exons: 4
Coding region: 239-568 (109 amino acids)
Source: RefSeq, a predicted model, not a curated record